GGCUCACGGGCCCGGGUGCGGCCGCCUAGCUGUCGCUGGAGCCCAGCGGAGCGAGUGAGCUAUGGCCGGCCUCAACUCUCUGGACGCGGUGAAGCGCAAGAUCCAGGCCCUGCAGCAGCAGGCAGACGACGCGGAGGACCGAGCGCAGGGCCUGCAGCGCGAGCUGGACGGCGAGCGCGAGCGGCGCGAGAAAGCUGAAGGAGAUGCAGCGGCUCUCAACCGCCGCCUCCAGCUGCUGGAGGAGGAGCUGGACCGUGCUCAGGAGCAGCUGGCUACAGCCCUGCAGAAGCUGGAAGAGGCAGAGAAGGCUGCUGAUGAGAGUGAGAGAGGCAUGAAGGUGAUAGAGAACCGAGCCAUGAAAGAUGAGGAAAAGAUGGAGAUCCUGGAGAUGCAGCUCAAAGAAGCCAAGCACAUCUCCGACGAGGCUGACCGAAAGUACGAGGAGGUUGCUCGGAAGUUGGUCAUCCUGGAGAGUGAGCUGAAGAGAGCAGAGGAGCGGGCGGAGGUGUCUGAACUAAAGUGUGGUGACCUGGAAGAAGAGCUCAAGAAUGUAACUAACAAUCUGAAAUCACUGGAGGCUGCUUCUGAAAAGUACUCUGAAAAGGAGGAUAAAUAUGAAGAAGAAAUCAAGCUUCUGUCUGACAAGCUGAAGGAGGCGGAGACUCGAGCUGAGUUUGCAGAAAGGACAGUUUCUAAACUAGAGAAGACAAUUGAUGACCUUGAAGAAAAACUUGCCCAGGCCAAAGAAGAAAAUGUGGGCUUACAUCAGACACUGGACCAGACACUAAACGAACUUAACUGUAUAUAAACUAAACCAGAAGAGUCCCGUUUUGACACCAGCUCCACUCCAGAGAGUGCGCCCUGUCUUCCUUUCCUGUAAGAAGUUCUGCUUAUUAUCACGUCUCCACCUUGCUGGAAAUGCCAAGCAGAUAAUGAAUUCAUGACCGAAUAUUUUGUGUUAGACAAGCUUUGAGCACCAGUUAAUUCUUUCCUUUUCCAGUCAAGUGGCACCAGCUUCUUUGGUUAUUCUUAUUCUUAAAUUGCAUUUAUUCCUAAAAUAGGCAGGGAAUUUCACACUGAAAUAAAUAAUACUCAAAUAACAAAAAGGUCGCUAGCCAUCAAUACAUUGAGCAUUGUUCUAAUACCAAGUGCUGGUCAACAACAGGUCUCUCGAGCAGCAAAGUAGUGAUAGAAAAAGAAAUUGGCUUAACUUCAUCUCCGUUGUUCAGGGAACAACAAUGGAAGCUUGACUUUGCCAAGACUUGAAUUCCUUAGGGAAUGACACUAAUAAAAGACCAAGAACUCCUGAGUGAACUGGAUGUGGGGUGCUCUGUAGGCUGCACAUUUUUUUUGGUUUUCUGCUUUUGCUUUCUCAGUUAACAUCUCACACCGAAACAUUCCACAUUCCGCAGCAAUGCGGGGCCAACUCAAGUUUACAGUCCUGAGUGAGAGUCACCCUGCUUCUAGCCCGUCUUAACCCUGCCCCUCACGCCUAUUUAUUAAGCAUCACACUACCAGGGAGAUGAGCUUCGAGCAAACUGUGCAAUUGAGAAAGCCUACUCUGUUCUGUAGGUUCUUGCAAUUGUAUCAUGCGUAAUAGUAUCACUUUUUCUACAAUUGGUCAAAUAAAUUUUUGCAUAAAUAA
Messenger RNA from Grammomys surdaster, 1645 nucleotides. It is a transcript of the gene Tpm4, whose product is annotated as tropomyosin 4. Bases 62 to 808 code for a protein of 248 amino acids. The record is from RefSeq and is a predicted model, not a curated record. NCBI's taxonomy places the organism in Eukaryota, Metazoa, Chordata, Mammalia, Rodentia, Muridae. Gene Ontology annotation, molecular function: actin filament binding. Gene Ontology annotation, biological process: muscle contraction; actin filament organization. Gene Ontology annotation, cellular component: actin filament. The transcript has 8 exons.